UUAUUAAAAACUUUUUACAAAGUUUUUUUACAAACGUUUUAAAAAUAUUAAAAUUAAAAUUUUAAUUUUUUUAUUAAAAGUAUAAUAAAAAGGAAAAAAAAUAAAGAAAAAAAUUAAUAAAAUGUAAAAAUGAAUACAGGUUUUGGGAAGUUAAAAUAUUACAAAUAUUUUUAAAUAUUUAAAUUUAUCAAAGUUUUCAACAAAAAAAAAAACAGUUUGUGUAUAUGAGUGUUUUAUCAAUUGUUUGUAUUUUGAUAUAAUUUUUUGAUUCAUAAAACUAAUGAUUUCAUUAUAUUUUAAAAAGAAAGGGUAAAAAGAGGAAAAGUGUACAAAAAAGAUUUUAUACCAAAGGAACAAUCACACCUUUUUUUAUUCCGUUUUGGCUAUUUUCCCUUUUAUAAUAACUUUUUGUUUAUUUUUGUUUUUACUUUUUAUGAACCCAUCAAAAUAAGAUAAUGAAGAGAGAAGUGUUCUUAAAACAUGAGAACAUGUUUUCAAAUGAGAACUUGUUCUAAACUUUUUAUUUCUUCUCUCUUACUUUAUAUUUUUUUAUUUAGUAUUUUUUUGAGAGCUUUGGGGAAGAACUCCCCGUUACUAAAUCCUAUAGCCCAAACUCUAAACUCUAAAUCCUAAAUUCUAUGAUUAACUUUAAAGUUGGAAAAACAUCCUUAGUUCUUUCUUAGGUUUCAUGGAUUUUUAAUCUUUUUCCGGCCCUUAGGAUUUGAAUAGCUUUCAAGCAGAUUAGAUUUUAAUGAUAUUUCCAACUUUAGCAAAAAAAAAAAAGAGAGAAUUUCCUAAAACAAAAUUUUGUUGCCUAAAGCAGUGAUGGGCUCUAUAUCUAAUACUCCAGUACGUUUGGUGUUCGAGUGUUUUGUGGGUUGAACGACUUAUUAGCGCCAUUUCUAUAAGAAGAUAUUCGUCAACUGAAGAGUAAAAUGUUAGGGGGACAUUUCACACAGCAGAAAUAGCUGAAAUAGAGACAGCAUUUCUUAUUAGAGCCUGACGUAAUAAUAAGCUGAGACAAUUCGUUUGUUUUGUCAUCGUUUUAUAUGCCUUAAAAGGAAGCACGAAACUCUCGUUUUUCAAGGAUGAAAUCAAGGAAACAAAGAGAGCGUGAGAAUUAUGAAAUAGCCUCAAAGCUCUAAUUGCUCAUCCUUGCAACUUUGCAAGCUUAGUCCACUCUGUGUGGUAAGCAGCAAGACGAUUUGUCCUCUCAUAUGCAUGAGCUCCAAAGAGAUCCCUUUCUCGCACGCCUUUAAGUGUCCAAGUACAUACGCAAGACUUGCACACAUUCCUGGUGUGCUUAUCCCAGCAGAGAUGGCCAAACCCACGACUCUCCUCUACAUCAGGCUCGACCACUAAGCUUUGCCAGAUUCGGGUUUCUCUGCUAAGCUUUCUUAAUUAAUCUUGUCCAAGAAAAACUCCCUUAAAUCUCGCACGCCUGAAUUCAAGUUCCACUCCUUCUCUAAGCUCUAAGCAAAUCCAUAAAAUAGAGAUCUCUAAGCAUACAAAUUUUGCCUCACAUCAUCAAUCAACAUCUUCUUAUAAAUCCCGUGAGAUGCAAGAACCAUUAUCCUCCUUCAAUCCAGCUUCUUCUAAUAUCCUCUCUCAUCUUUCAAUAGUACCUCAAGUAGUACUUACCCCUACAUGGAAAUAUAAAGAGAGAUGAGACUUAAAUUUUCUACUUUGAGAGUUCCAAGCAAUCACACUGAUGGUCCAUCAGAAAAAUUGGAAAUGAAAACGCAAAUAAAGAAGAGGGAUCGAGGAGUUUCUGGUUACCUGCUCACCAAUCUCAUCAACAAUCUCAGGGGCAAAAUAAACCUCUUGUUGAAUAUCAGCACUAACUUUCUGGUUCUUCCUAGUGUAGGUACUUCCAUCCAUAAUGGUCUAUUUCGUCCAAUUUUAAUACCCUGGAUAGUUUUUUUAAAAUCUAUUUCUUCUAAUGCAUGACUACCAUCAGGUACAACCGUACAAGAACUGCUCUGAAACAUUCCAUUUCUAUCAAUUGAAAACAAGGUUAUGCAAGAUGGAGCAACCCUAGAAGGAUAUGUAGCUUCUAGGAGGAUAAGAUUUGACAAAUUCACACAUUAUGCACCAUAAUUGAAAGAGCAGCAGCAAAAAAAUAAAAUAAAGACAAUUGAUCAGAGAUUUAUUGGAAUGUCUCCAAAUAUACCUUAAGCUCCGUUUUCUUUGUUCUCCUCCGUUGUGCACGAGGGAAGACCAACACUAAACUUUCUGCGGUUACUUAGUUUGACAGACAUAUCUGAAACAGCUGGAAUAUACUGUCCUACGGCAACAUCCAAUGGUAUACCUAUAACAUCUUAGUAUAAAUUAAUAAAACAGAAAGUAAUAAAAAGUAAAUUUUAAUUGGGUAGAAAAUCUAAUGGAAGAAACACGAUCACGUUGUGUUUGCGGCGGCUUACAUGCUUCCCCACUUAGAUACCAAGAUUUUGCCGGCUUACCGACUGGCGUAUCAUUUUUAAAUUAAUUCAUUCAGACAAUAAUACAAUUUUAGUUUCUGUUACAAAAGAUUCUCCCUAUGUGACAGAUAGAGACAACACUUUUUCGAUUUUAGAUAAAGACGAGACUUGUCUCUCAAAUGGAGAUUUUCUUUUUGGACUUUUUUUUCUACUUUCUUCUAAGUGGGAAACCGAGAGGAGCUCUCCGAAGACCAUUACAAGAAUUCUUUUGACUGGUUCUUUUUUUUUCUUCUGAGAAUCCUUCUCCAUUUUGUUCUUUAUAACUCAGCCUGGAGUGGCUCUGUGAAUUUUCUCUGGGUGGAAGAAUCUUCUGAUUCUUGAUCUGUUUAACAAUAGAGUCAACAAGAGCACACGCAACUUUCUAGCGGGUAUUGAGGAAUCGAAGAUCUGUUUUGGAUCUUCAUAGUCUGAGGCAUAAUCUGCUUUCACACGAUGAUGGCUUGGUGCUUACGGAAGAAACGGUAUGUGAAAGCUAAGCUCUCAUGGAAGUCUAAGAAGAAAGACUUGUCUCCUUCAGGUAACUGGCAACCAGAGGAUGACAGCGAUGAAGGCAAGAUCGUCUUCUUUGGAGGAAGUAACUAUACCUUUGAUUUGGAUGAUUUGUUAGGUGCAUCCGCUGAAAUUUUGGGGAGAGGUGCUUUCGGCUCAACCUACAAAGUAACUGUGGAUGAUGAUACAGCCACGGUAGUAGUGAAGAGACUGGAGAGGGUGGUAGUUGGAAGAAGAGAGUUUGAGCAAACAAUGGAGAUUGUUGGUAGCAUCAAGCAUGAGAAUGUAGCUGAACUAAAAGCUUACUACUAUUCCAAGAACGACAAGCUCGCUGUUUACAGCUAUUACAGUAAAGGAAACCUCUUCGAGGUGUUGCACGGUGAGAAGGGAGUAUCGCUAGAUUGGGAGUCUCGAUUGAGAAUAGCGAUUGGUGCAGCAAGAGGAAUGGCUAUUAUACAUGGCGCAGAUGAGAGGAAGCUUGUCCAUGGGAACAUCAAAUCUUCCAACAUCUUCAUAGACUCGCAAGGCAACGGUUGCAUCUGCGAUCUCGGCUUGACAGCCAUCACGAGAUCUCUCCCUCAGACUAGUAUUUGUUCUUCGGGUUAUCGCGCUCCGGAAGUAAAGUGCACAGAGUUUUCUGAUGUAUACAGCUUUGGGGUAGUGUUACUGGAGCUUCUAACAGGGAAAUGUCCGAGUGCGCGAUCAGGAGAUCUGGAAAACAUGGACUUGGCAAGCUGGAUAAGGUCAGUGGUGUCGAAAGAGUGGACCGGAGAAGUGUUUGACAUAGAGCUAAUGAAGCAAAUAGGUAUAGAGGAAGAGAUGGUUGAGAUGUUGCAAAUAGGUUUGGCUUGUGUUGCCUUGAACCCACAAGAUCGACCUCAUGCAGCAGAGGUUGUAAAGAUGCUACAAGACAUUCAUUCCAACACUUGAUCCAGAGUGAUAGAUAGCUUAAAAAUGUCAAUUCUCAAAGCAUUAUUUGAUCAUUACUACUGAUUCAAUUUGUAUAAGAAAAGGCAAACAAAGAUGAAUUGAUUCCAUACAA
Brassica rapa (field mustard) is the source of this 4011-nucleotide messenger RNA. RefSeq names its product probably inactive receptor-like protein kinase At5g41680. NCBI's taxonomy places the organism in Eukaryota, Viridiplantae, Streptophyta, Magnoliopsida, Brassicales, Brassicaceae. Gene Ontology annotation, molecular function: protein kinase activity; ATP binding. Gene Ontology annotation, biological process: protein phosphorylation. The record is from RefSeq and is a predicted model, not a curated record.